Molecule: messenger RNA, 3941 nt
Organism: Saprolegnia parasitica CBS 223.65
Lineage: Eukaryota; Oomycota; Saprolegniomycetes; Saprolegniales; Saprolegniaceae
Exons: 11
Coding region: 1-3894 (1297 amino acids)
Biological process (GO): protein O-linked glycosylation
Molecular function (GO): glycosyltransferase activity; protein binding
Source: RefSeq, a predicted model, not a curated record
AUGUGGAAGAUCGCAGGGUGGGCGGCGCUGGCAUGGCAUGCCGCCGCAGGCUUCGUGUACCCAUCGACGCCAGCCAACCACGCCCAGGUCAUCGCUGCGCUCGAGCACUAUGCGCUCGGUCAGCAGGCCAUGGCGGCCGACAAGUUGGACGAGGCCACGCGCUUCUACGCUGCGGCGAUUGCCGCGCAUCAGGCCUUUGCGCCGGCGUACAACAACCUCGGGUACAUUCUUGGGCGCCAGCGCCGCGUGACCGACGCGAUCGCGUACCACACCAAGGCCGUCGAGCUCGCGAGUACCAACGGCGACUGGGAAACGUACGUAUCGGCGCACAACAACCUCGGCUACUCGGCGCGCGAUGGCAAAGGAUAUGCGCAGACGCUCGCUGCGAUCCAGCACUAUGACCUUGCGCUGCGCGUGCGGCCGCCGCUGUGUUCGAACGCCACGUACCUCUCGGUGCUGUACAAUAAGGCGUCGGCGCUCUGCAGCAUUGGCCAAAACGACGGCGCGCUGCCGCUGCUCCUCGAGGUGCUGCAGCUCGACCCGCACCACGCAGGCGCGCUCUUGGACCUCGGCACAAUCUACUACUACAAGGGCGACCUCGCCGCCGCGCUUUCGCAGCAAGACAAGCUCCUCCGGAUCGCAUCGACCAUGCGCGACCUGGUCGGUGCGCUCAACAACAAGGGCCAGUUUCUCAAAGAGCUCGGGCUCGUGCACGACGCCCUGCGCCUCCAUCAGCAGGCGCUGGCGCUGGACCCGCGCGAUAGCAACACGCGGCUCAACGUCAUCACGGCCCGUCGCCAGCUGUGCCACUGGGACGCCGCCGACGACUGGCACGAGAGCCUUCUCGCCACGACGCUGCACGAAAUCCAGGUGCGAACGGGGCAGGUGCCGUCGCUGCUACCAUUUGACGCGACACUCAUGCCCAUUGCCGACGACGUCAAGAAGGCGAUUGCAACGCUUCCAAUGCGCAUCGGGUACUUGAGCUUCGACUUUCGGAACCACCCGAUGGGGCAGCUCACGGUCGGUGCGAUCGAGCACCACGACAAGAGUCAAACUCAAAUCUAUGGCUACUCGUACGGGCCCAACGACGGGUCCGAGUGGCGGCACCGGAUCGCGUCGGCCUGCCACGCAUUUGCCGACGUCGCGCGGCUCUCGGACGUCGAGAUUGCAUCAGUCAUUGCGUCGGAUCGCAUCCAGAUCCUAAUCGACCUCAUGGCCCACACACGUGGCGCCCGCGUGGGCAUUUGCAGUUUGCACCCGGCCCCGAUCGUCGUCAACUACCUCGGGUACCCUGGCACGAUGGGGGCAGCGUUCACCGACUAUGCGAUUCUCGACGCAUUCGUGGUCCCACCGACGACGGUCAAGUCGACGUUUUCUGAAAAGGCCGUGUACCUCCCGCACACGUACCAAGUCAACGACUAUGCAUGGAGCGUCGAAACAUGUGUCGAGAAUUGUGUCUCGGACCUGAUGGCGUACGAGCCGCGCGCGGCGUUUGUCUACUGCAACUUCAACACGAUCAACAAGAUGGAGCCGACGUCGUUCGAUGCGUGGAUGCGCAUUCUUCGGCGCGUGCCUAAGAGCGUGCUCUGGCUCCUCGAGCCCAGCGCUGUGGACGCCAGCGUCAUGGCCACGUUUCGCGCCGAAGCCGCGGCCCGGGGCGUCGACCCACGUCGGCUCCUCUUCGCGCCCCGGGUCGCGAAGGCCGCGCACUUGAGCCGCCUCCGCCACGCGCACCUGUUUUUGGACUCGUUCGUGUACAAUGCGCACUCGACAGCCUCUGACAUGCUGUGGACGUACCUGCCCGUGCUGACGCUGGUGGGGCAUACGUUUGCGGCCCGGGUCGCCGGCAGCUUGCUCCGGCUUGUCAACGCCGACGCAGCGAGUUUGCUCACGACCUUUACGGUCAAGGAGUACGAAGACAUGGCCGUGGCUCUCGCGACGACGCACUUGCAGUCUUUGCAGCAGCUGCGGCGGGUCCUGGCGGCCUCGACGCUGGAAACCCGCCUCUUUGACACGGCGGAUACGACGCGACACUUGGAGGCGAGCUACCGACUCAUGCUGGAGCUCGCACCCGCACGCAUGCACCUCGUUGUGCAUCCGAUGGCUCGUCAUGUCGACGCCCGGCGACACGGACUGGACGACGCGAUCGUGCAGGAUAUGCUGGCGCACCAGAGUCGCGGCGAGUUUGCGAUCGCCGAAGUCGGGUACCGCCGACUGCUCUCCGUGCGGCCCGACCACGCCGAUGCUCUGCAUCUCUACGGCUUGCUCUUGCACGCGCUCGACCAGACACCAUUAGGGCUUCCGUUCUUGUUGCAGUCGAUCGAGCGCAUGCCCCACGUGGGCUUUUACCGCGCCAACUUUGCGACGAUGCUUGUGGCGGCCGGAGACAAAACGAGUGCACUCCAGCAGUGUGCACUGGCGCUGCAUCUGGAACCGAGCCAGCCCCGAGCCUUUUUGCUUUUUACCGAGCUCCUUGUCGACGCUGCGAUGCACGCGGAGGUGCUGGAAGCCCACACCCGGUACUACCCUCAGGUGGCGCGGCACCUGAGUCAUGUCGAGAGACUGGCGCAUCUCUUCCACGUGGCAUACGCCCAUGCACAGCUUGGACACGUUCACGUUGCGAUCGAUCUCUUGCGCUCAACCUUUCUUCAGGCGGGCGGCGACGUGCCCGAAGCGUUCAUUGUCAAGGCCAAGCACAAUCUGGGGGUGCUACUACAAACCAUCGGCGACUUUGACGCGGCAAACGCGGUGGCAAUGGAGGCUGUUGUCGCCGAGCACCGAGCAGCGCAUGCUCGCAUUGCGCUGCACGCGCCGCCGACACCGCUCGGCGGGCGCAUCGUGGUCAUCUACUGCUACGAAUACGGUCAAACCUGGUGGCCGCACUGGGGCCCGUCGUCGACGCGGAAUGGUGUCGGCGGCUCGGAAGAAGCCGUCAUCUACUUGGCACGAGCCCUCGCCCGCCUCGGACUCGACGUGCGCGUAUACGCUGAUCCACUGGCGGCCGACCUUGGCGUCGAUCGCGAUGGCGUUCGCUGGUUCUCGCAUGCGACGUUCGACACGUCCGCGCCCAUCGAUGUGUUUGUCGCGUGGCGGUACCACAUUUCCGUGGCGCUGGCAGCUGCCGCCAACCAGUCGUUCGUGUGGCUCCACGAUGUCAUUGACGGCCGCGUCUUCACGCCUGCGUUCCUCGCGUCGAUUCAUGGCAUCUUUUGCCUCUCGCGCUUCCACGCCAAUGUGACGCAGCUGCGUCACACGCCGAAACUACGGCUCUCGAGCAACGGUGUCACACCUGCCGCGUUCGUCAUAGGACCGAAUCAUCCGCAUCGGUUUGUGUAUGGGAGUGCACCGACGCGCGGCCUCGAAACCCUCCUCUUGCAUUGGCCAAGCCUGCGCCAGUCGCUCCCGCACGCGACGCUUGACGUGUACUAUGGGCUUACUCCCGCCGUGCGUCGCACUGCCUCGGCCGAGUGGCAACGCCGCAUGGAAAUGCUUUUGGCCCAGGACGGUGUCGUCUACCACGGCCUCGUCGACCAUGAUACGCUCGCCCACGGGUAUGCCAACGCCGGCUUUUACCUCUACCCGACCACCUUUUCCGAGACGAGCUGCGUGUCGAUCAUCAAGGCCAUGGCGGCCGGCGCGAUCCCAAUCACCUCCAAGCGCGGUGCACUCGCCGAGGUGGUGGGACAGCACGACAUGGGUCCGGCGACCGCGCUCGUCGACGACAAUCAGGAGGCGUGGAUCCAAGACUGGCUGCGCUGCAUUGUCGCUGCGGCGCGCAUGGACCCAAGCGAGUUGACCGCCCGACGCACAGCCAUGGUCGAGGACGCGCGCCAUCGGUUUCUUUGGUCGCACGUGGCGGCCGAGUGGGCGACGGCGUUUCUCGACUCGACGUAGUAGCACAGUUGGCGUACAGAGAAGGACGAUGGGGUAUAUAUAUGGAG